Messenger RNA from Blastocystis hominis, 1067 nucleotides. RefSeq lists its product as hypothetical. Gene Ontology annotation, molecular function: glucuronosyltransferase activity; xylosyltransferase activity. The record is from RefSeq and is a predicted model, not a curated record. Bases 99 to 1067 code for a protein of 322 amino acids. The transcript is spliced from 7 exons. Lineage: Eukaryota; Bigyra; Opalinata; Blastocystidae. Gene Ontology annotation, biological process: protein O-linked glycosylation via mannose.
AGAGUUUCACUUCGUUUCCCAAACCGGCAGUACAAAAUGCCGAAAACAAGUCACCUAUUCGCCCCCAUCCAUUUCUUCGAACCUACUCAAGAGACAGCAUGACCACUCCCACGAGUUCUGCUCCCACUUCACAAGUGCACGACGUCACUUUUACGAGUCAGGGAACCACGGUUCGCUACUACUACUUCCCAAUCCUCCUCCAGCGCUGGACUGGUCCUCUCUCCAUCACGCUGUGCUUAAAGCCGGAAGAAGUAUCCGAUAUCAACGACCAAUUAGCCGCCGACAAUUUCGACUCGCGUCUGUCAAUCGUCCAAUACGUAGCCACCAAUCCCGGCAUCUACCCCAUCAACAAACUUCGCAAUCUGGCCAUCCGGAACGUGAAAACGGACCAUUUCUGGCUGACCGAUUUGGACAUGUGGCCGUCACAAGGCCUCUACGAAGCGAUCCUCCGACUCCCCAAUUCGGCAUUGCAGGAUGAAGUGCUCGCGAUCAUCGUUCCUGCGUUUGAGAUCCAUGCGAGUUCGUGCUCUACGUUCCAGGCGUGCACGGAUCUGCCAAUCUUGCCCCAGUUCCCCAACACGAAGAGAGAACUGAACAGGUGUAUAAGCACGCGGAGGUGCAGCACGUUCAGGCCGUGGGAUCAGCUGCAUGAUUACCACUUCCCUGAGUGGUACCGCGAGUCCUACACGGCGGAGCUGACGCCUGUGCGGUGCUUUAAGGGGAAUACGCAGGAGCCGUAUGUCGUGGUGAAGAAGUCGCCGUUUUUGCCGUCGUUCGAUGAGCGAUUUGUGAACUAUGCAUAUAACAAGGUGCAGUGGCUGGAGCAUCUGCGAUACAGAGGAUAUGUGUUUUCGAUUCUUACUGAUGGAUUUGCUGUGGACGUGCCACAUCCCUUCUCUGCGCUGCGCAAGAAGUUCAUGUCUGUCCGAGAGACCACAAAGCAGACGCUAAACAAGGAAAUGUAUGACCAGUUCUUGGCAGAGCUUAGACGCAACGAGACGGAUAAGAGCAUUGUAAAGUAUUGCAAACAGAAUAACAAUUCAACUCUUUGUUCAACAAACAAGUAG